AUGCUCCAAAUAGGAUUCAAUUGGAAUGCGUAGGAAUUUGCAAUGAAGGCAUGAAAUCAAAUAGCACUUUUAGGUUGCUGGCCAUCCGUAUCCUCGAGACGCUCAUCAUCUCCUCGGUCAACGCCAGUUCCCAGUGACCGAUUCAGUCUGACGCAGGUACUCACUUCAAUCGAUUUUUCUGAAAAUAAAUGAGUUUUUGAGGCUAUCCAGCUGGAGCGCGGAAACAAUGAAGAUGCUAGGCAUUUCUAUCGCAAAAGUGGGAGACAUGGCAAACGUCGGCGAGAGAUGGAACCGAACUGGAACUGUUCGUAAGGCAAUAGUCCGUUUCCGUCUUCAGUUUUUUUACUUUUGACGUAGAGCAGUUCAACACAGAAAUUAUCAACUUUGACAGGGGAUAUUGUAGAGUCUCCGGCAAUCAGCAAUUGAUUUCGAAACUGUUGUGUGAAAUGUUCACAUUCAGUCGAUUCGCAACAUCAUCGCUUACCCAGAGUUUUCCCAGAAUCCAUUGUCCCACCGAGGCCGUAUACCGGUGGAACAUCUCCACCUCCGGCACAGUAUACGGCACUCGCUCAUCUUUACGUCUUCAGGUUCCCCGUAACUCCACCUCCUCCCUCCUUAAAACUAUAAAUAAGGAAUCCGUCCACUCAGAAUCCCAUCCCCAUUCGUUCAUUCGAGUAGCUCGCUCGUCUGUCCGUUCUGUACAAUAUCCAAUCGAUAAUGCACAUGCAGAACCGCGAGCAGCUCCUUCUCGCCCAGGCCAUGCUUGCCGGCCAGCUGAAACUGAGCGAGGCCGAGCAAAUCAAAUUUUUGUGUAAGUUUUCCUCUAUCUUCCCCCACUUUCCAUUCUUAUUUUCCCACUUUUCAGUUGCUCGCAAGGCCUUCGUAACGGCCCGGCACUGCGGCCGAAUUGUUGAUGGUCUCCUGCUCAGCGCGGAGCAGCGAGUCCUCAACGGAUACCCGACGUGGGGCCGGAAUGGUGUGGAGCUGCAGGCGAACGAGUACCAGCACAAUCGGGCCGCCGUGCAUCAGGCCUACGACUUCGAGCGGACUUGCACCCGCUGUCACAGCCGCUUCUUCGUGAUGCCGAAUGGGAAGCAGGUGCCCGCCACGACUAUGGUCUGUUUCGACGGCGAACAGCACCGGAACUUCCACGUCCAUGACCAGGUCUCCGCGAGUGCUCUUCAACGCUUUCCGAGCACGCCGAAGGUGAACAAAUCGAACUGUCACUUGUCCAGCGAGGUAAGCAAUUACAAAAUGGUCUUUGUUUCUAACUUUUUUCUCUUUUUCAGAUGCUCGCUCUGGACCUCGAAAUGAUCCAAACGGUCAGUGGUCAGACAGUCGGAAGGAUCACUUUGGUCAGCUGCACUGAGGCGGUCCUUUUGGAUAUCGUCGUGAAGCAAACCGAUCGGAUCCUGGACCCCAUGACCAAGUACUCUGGCUUGACGAUGGAAUCCUUCAAGACUGCAAAGUGGACACUCGAAGCCGCCCGCAUGGCUUUCCUCAACGAGCUCAACGAACGGACCAUUCUGGUCGGACACGGGCUCGCCAAUGACCUUCGCGUGCUCGGUGUCGUCCACGAGAGAGUCAUCGACACUUCCGUCAUCUACACGCAUCGGGGACGUCGUCCGGCUCUCCGCAACUUGACCAAAAAUGUGCUCGGCUAUCACAUCCAGCAGGGAGACGGUCACUGCUCGGCCGAAGACGCGGUCGCCUCGAUGAGACUGGCCAUUCACGGACUCAAUCAUCCCGAGAUCUUGGCUCCACAAUAUCACAACCUUCACAAUGUCGUUUGA
Caenorhabditis sp. 36 PRJEB53466 is the source of this 1793-nucleotide messenger RNA. Lineage: Eukaryota; Metazoa; Nematoda; Chromadorea; Rhabditida; Rhabditidae. The record is from the annotation of a GenBank genome assembly.